GAGCCAUCAUCGCCUUUUGGUUUUUUGCUCGUCGUCGUGCAUCUUCAGCUUCUUGACAACUCCUCUGAAAUCUAGUCAUGGCCGCCUUUCUGCGUCAAGCCCUGGCUGGUGGUCGGCAGCUGUCCAUGUUGGCAGCUCGGCCUAGCUCGGUUGUGAUGAGCCCCGCAGUGCAGCUGGCUGCCCGCCGCUUCAAGCCCUCGUUCGUGGGCGAGGACGGCUGGGUCCAGGUGGAGGAGACCCUUGCCGGCCCUCCCUAUCAGAACGUUGUGCUGGAUGGCCGUCACGAAACCUUGGUGGACGAGCCCAUGACCUUUCCUGAUGGCCAGGACACCGGCAUGAACCCCUAUCAGUUUCUUGUUGCCAGCCUCGGUGCUUGCACCUCGGUCACCGUCCGUCUCUACGCCAACCGAAACAACAUUCCUCUGGAGCGCAUUCGCGUCUUCACAAAGCACGACCGUAUUUAUGCCAAGGACUGCGAGACCUGCACCACCAAGACCGGCAAGGUCGACAAAAUUUUUGUCAAGGUCCAGCUCGAGGGCGACUUGACGGCAGAUCAGCGCAACAAGUUGAUGCAAAUUGCCAACUUUUGCCCCGUUCACAAGACGUUGACCACGGAGACCAUCGUCGACGUUGCUGCCAUGGAGUAGUGCCUGGCAUCUGGGCAACCCUGUCGCGUCUAGUGCUCUCUGAAAAAUUAAUCGAUAUUCACAGGCUC
Molecule: messenger RNA, 715 nt
Organism: Monosiga brevicollis MX1
Lineage: Eukaryota; Choanoflagellata; Craspedida; Salpingoecidae
Exons: 4
Coding region: 78-647 (189 amino acids)
Source: RefSeq, a predicted model, not a curated record